AUGUCUAAAACUAAUGUCACGUCUGAAGUUGUGUUACGCGAUGCGCGAUAUAACGAGCUUCCUGAAAUUGCACAUAUUAUGACAAAGGCAUUUUGGGAGGACAACUUGUUUGGCGAUCUCAUACACCCUCAUCGCAAGACGUAUCCUGACGAUACAUACUUAUACUGGUUGAGACGAGCACGCGUUAACUUUUGGGAUUAUCGGUGGAAGUGGCUCGCUGCUGUGAGCAAAGAUGAGAGUGGUAGAGAAACCAUCGCCGGGAUUGCGCAGUGGGCACGAUUGGGAGAGGGCGGCCGAAAGCUUGAAUGCUCGUAUUUGGAUCCUCGGAACUUACUCAAGCCUUUGUCUUCGGUCGCUAUGAAAGUCCAUAGUUGGGCCUGGCCAAAUCGUGCAACUGAUCCAGGAGUGGAAGAUGUUAUAGAACGGGCAUAUCCUUGUUUCGACCAUAUAUGGAGUGGAGAACGAGCUGAGUCCUGGUAUCUCGAGUGCCUAGCAGUACACCCUGAGUUUCAGGGAAGAGGCAUAGGAAAGGAAUUAGUACAAUGGGGGCUGGACAAGGCUCAGGCUGAAGGCGUUUGUGCUUCAGUUGUGAGUGCCUUGGGUAAAGAUGGAUUCUACGCCAAAUGUGGGUUUGACGAGCAAUAUGGAAGCGCAAGACAGGGCGAGGGCAACCCGUUGGCUGACGUGGAGGGUUCUAGUAUUUACUGGAAAUGGCCAAAUCGUGGAAAGUAG
Fusarium sp. VM40 is the source of this 732-nucleotide messenger RNA. The record is from the annotation of a GenBank genome assembly. NCBI's taxonomy places the organism in Eukaryota, Fungi, Ascomycota, Sordariomycetes, Hypocreales, Nectriaceae.